Messenger RNA from Gadus morhua (Atlantic cod), 3719 nucleotides. RefSeq names its product CDC42 small effector 2 (gene cdc42se2). Gene Ontology annotation, cellular component: plasma membrane. NCBI's taxonomy places the organism in Eukaryota, Metazoa, Chordata, Actinopteri, Gadiformes, Gadidae. The record is from RefSeq and is a predicted model, not a curated record. The transcript has 5 exons. Gene Ontology annotation, biological process: regulation of Rho protein signal transduction. Bases 334 to 564 code for a protein of 76 amino acids. Gene Ontology annotation, molecular function: small GTPase binding.
GCUAUUUGACGCCAUGACGUCAAGUAAUCAGCGUGGGGAAAACUUCCGCAUCUCUACUGGAUUUGGUUCGUUAGCUUCUAGCUCGAGUCGUUUUACUUUUUCUCGGAAAUUGACUGCGAUAUUCUGGAGAGGGGUGCCUGAGGCCAGGAGGAGCUGUCCCUGUGUGUGCGUCAGCUGUUUGGGCCCCCAGAAAAACAACGGCUGUGGCUGUGUCUUCCGGUUCCCUGCCACAGUGGUUGGUUUGUGACGCUGUCAGGCAGGAAGUCAGGACGUCAGAAAGAGAGCGAGACAAGCCAGUGAGGAAGUUGCUGUGGCUAUUCAGUGAGCCUCAGAAUGACUGAGUUCUGGGUGUGUUUCAGCUGCUGCAUUGCUGAGCAGCCUCAACCUAAGCGGCGGCGGCGGAUAGAUCGUUCGAUGAUCGGGGAGCCGACCAAUUUCGUCCACACAACCCACGUGGGCUCUGGGGACAUGGGCCUGGGGCUGUCCUCGGUGGACCUGGUGCAGGCCCAGAUGAAGUCUAAAGGAGGAUACUGUCACGGCGCUUCAGAGGGAUCCCAGUUAUAACUUGAGCACCCAAGCAGCCUGUGGAUCCUACUUUCAUUGGUUGAGGAAGUGUUUUCCAAAGCAGUUGUGUCUGUUACGGACAGCAGGACCAAAAGAUGAAUCCACUGCUUUUCCAUAAUGUUGUACAUAUCGUUUCUGAUGUUCAGUUUUUUUUGUUUCCUUCAUUUAUUUUUUGUUUAAAAUGAAAGCACUGUUAUCCAUCACCGGCCAUUUGGUUGCACUGUAAAGAUUUUUGGAUAAGAGAUUUUUAGGCCAACUUCAGCUCUGUCGUUGAAUGCUUGAGGGGUAUGCAUGAGGACAUAUAUUUAGAUCUUAUUUUGCUGUUUUUAGCCCAUGUUGGAUGACUGUAUUUAUUAUGAAUUGUAAACGAACCUCACGGUGGCUGGGCCACUCGACAACAUUCUGUUGAGUGUUGUUCAUUCUCAGAGGUUGCUCAGACAGACAGGUAGAGGUUCAACGCUAUUGGCUUAGCUGCUCUCCGAGGAGCUCCGUGCUAAAUGCUGUUUUGUAUUAAACUUGAAGUUGAGUAGAGCACACUGGAGCACAUCUUAAACACUCAAUGUUGCUUAGGAAUUUCCCAUUGAUUUCAUCUGUGUUUUUAUAUUAAUUUUGAUCUAACCAGAAAUUAUUUUAAUAAACAACAAACUAUAAUCUUCUGGACGGUUUAUUUCUAUUUAAUUUUUAUUUUUAUCAUGACAGUCUUUCCACGGUCUAUGUUAUGCAGCACUUCUUUCAAAGGACAUAUUUGAGACUUUCAAUGCCAAGCCCAUUUGCCUCAAAGCAUCUUGUUUCAGCAGUGGAGGAAGGCUUGUAGGUUUGGUGCUACACUGCCCUGCGCUUUAGCUUGGAUCCCUUGGUUCACUGUGCUUCUUUAAUCUGAACGCGCCGGGACACAUUGUCCAAGCGGAUACUGGUAGUUUGUGGGAGUUGGAAGGGACACUGUUUUAUUCACGACGGAAAACACUUAAACUUGCUUGCAUGAUGGAUUUAACCUUAAAUAUACUCCUGCGUGAUAUAAAUGCAAGGUUGAAUAAUACUUGUAGUAUUUCAAAAAAACAGCAAAAGCGACACAACUGGCAAUUCUUUAACAGACCUGGAUUUCAACAAUAUGCAAACUGCUAUUUCCAUAUGAUGUUAUUACUGAAUGUGUAUGUCAUGUUAAGCUCCGUGUGCAUGAACUGCAAACUUUACUCAACUUCAGGGUUCACAAGCAAGCCGUUGACAGUUAACGUUUGGAUCUCUGCAUCUGAAACACCCGGCUGUUGGUGCAAAGCAGGCGGCCGUGAAUGUAGUCUCUUAUGUGGCCUUCACUGGUCUGAGUUCUCAUCUGGAACUUUACAACAAAGUAAAGUACAUUGACUUUGUCAAUGGAAAUAACAGGUGAACACAGAUGCACCUGCAACUACAAAAUACAAAUGCACACAGAUUUUACUAAUCACAAAUAUAUACACACACAGAUCCUUUUCCUGUCCCAUCUAUUCAUAUCUGUAAUGUAUGGAACUGCAGAGAAUGAAAUGACUAUUUGUUAAUUGAAUCUAGAGGGUUUCUGGCUACUGUAUUUGAUCUGAAUUUAUGCUAUCAUAUUCAUCCACCAGCCAUUUAACAUCUAUUCCAAACUUUUAUUUUUCUAUUCCUAUUCAGAACAAUAAAUGAAGUAUGUCCAAGUGUAAAAUAAAAUCUAUUAUGGAUGAAAGAUGGUUUAUAAUAGGAUCCCCCUUUUCUCCAGCCUUGGUGCCCUCUCCACUUAAAAAACCCUUCACUUAAUCCUCUUAAAAGAUCCUUUUCAUCAGUUAAGGUUUCUUGCCUUGCAUGAACCAGCCUCCAUGAGUCCGGUACUGCUAUGUAAAUUGUUCAUUGCUGUAAACCAAAUUCCCUAGUUUAGAUUUAAUGUAAUUGAACACACCUGCUGCCCCAGCUGUCUGGUGUGAGAAGCUCCAUAUAUUGGAACUCAUUAUUGUAUGUGAAGGGGGUCGAGGAAGCCAUUAAGUGGCAGCAUAACCGAUAUUGAGCCUAUUGUUAAACAUGCUUUUGAAACUGAAGCAAUUCCCAUGCAUCUAUUCUAGUAACCACCCCCCCCCUCGCUUCCCUCUUCAGGGACGUGUGCAAAGCAGUACAAAAGUGAAACAGGGUCAUUUCUCUAUGAAUGAACUUGAAUGUGUGAUGCUGCUUUAUUUUUUAUUAAUUUUUGAUAUUGCCUGUCAACAUUUAUAUUAUCUGAUCAUUCAUAAAAAAUGAAGUGUACAUUUUACUUUUUUUAAUUUAUAUCAUAUUUCAAGUCUUUGUAAUAUAUAAAUGUAUGUCUUCUCUUAAAUUCCUUGAAAUUGAUGUUUAAAACCACUUUUUUGUUUUGCUUUUUACAUAUUUGCUAUGAAGUAUCCGAUGUUGAACACAUUUAUUUAUGAUUUAUUUUCCCUGUGUUACUUGUCCACUCCCAGCCCCCCCACCACCCAAUAGGACCUGAAUCCCUGUAAUAAAUUGAUGUUGAUGUUUAACUGUUGUCCCAGUUAUGCUGUAGUUCCACACUCCUGGGCUGGCCUUCAGUCCUCUGGGCUCCAGAGAACGCAGAGGAAAGGUAUAUUAGACACCUAGUAUUAAUAAGUGUAUUAAAACCAUGCCCAUUGAAGGGCAGGGAUGGAGAUCAGUCUUCCGGAUUUCGUUCAUCCUUACAUUGGUAGCUGAUAUUUUAGAUACAAACAUCAGGCGAUGACUUACGGGUCAGAACGCCCCAACAUUUUACACACAACCCUUUUAAUGGUCCCUCUAGUCAUUCUCAAAAUCCUCAACAUCUAAGGAUGGGUUGUUUGGACGUGACUUCACCAGGUCUGUCUGUAGUAGCUCACCCCCCACCCCAGAUACUAGGGGACUGAACUGUUUAAUCUGUGUGAAGAUACUACAGUGAUACCGCAAUCAUUUAUUUUUGUUGUAAAUUGUCUCAUAUCGUCCUAUUUUAUGGUUGCACGCCAUCUCCUUCAUAUAAAGAUCCCAAUCCUACGCACUGGAAUAUGUUAAUUGAUUCUAGUACCUCUUGCCCAUCUCUGUGCCAAUUGUUAUUUUGUGAACAGUGAAUGUUUUGUUCUAUAUAGACUGUGUCUUGUCUUGAAAGCUAGAUGUUCUGUAGCUCACCUUGCUCUGUGUAUUAAAAUCAAAUGACUCUU